CCGGGAGGGGCGGGACGGGCCGGAGGUGGUGCCUCAGCCCUGGGCUGGGGCUGACUACGUUACCCGGAGAGUUAGGUAAACAACGCCGGGGCGCUUCUCUGGGAGCAGACUCUUCCCAGGGGUGAACCAUGAUCACAUUCAUGAAUUCAGACAGUGAAGAGGAAGUCUGCAAUGAGAGGACGUCCCUGAUGUCAACAGAGAGCCCCCCAGCACGGUCUUAUCAUGAAGGGAUCUGUACAGAAGAACGGGACAAGGAGAUCCAAGAGAAACGCCAAGGCAGUCUAUGUAACCAUGGCAAUGCCGACCAGUGUACCCCCGACAGCAGGGGCUCAUCGAGAAGCAGCAGCCUGGAGGAGGAUGAAGAGGAAGAAGAGCUAACACUCAAAUAUGGGGCAAAGCACGUGAUCAUGCUCUUUGUGCCGGUUACUCUCUGCAUGGUGGUCGUCGUGGCAACCAUUAAGUCAGUCCGCUUCUAUACAGAGAAGAAUGGACAGCUCAUCUACACACCCUUUACAGAAGAUACCCCUUCUAUUGGUCAACGCUUGCUCAACUCGGUGCUAAACACCCUCAUCAUGAUCAGUGUCAUUGUGGUCAUGACGAUAUUCCUGGUUGUGCUAUACAAGCAUCGCUGCUACAAGUUUAUCCAUGGCUGGUUGAUCCUGUCUUCUCUGAUGCUGCUCUUCCUCUUCACCUACAUUUAUCUUGGGGAAGUGCUCAAGACUUACAAUGUGGCUAUGGAUUACCCAACCCUUUUCUUGGUCAUCUGGAACUUUGGGGCAGUGGGAAUGAUCUGUAUCCACUGGAAAGGUCCCCUGGUGCUGCAGCAGGCCUACCUCAUCAUGAUCAGUGCUCUCAUGGCCUUGGUCUUCAUCAAGUACCUCCCAGAAUGGUCAGCCUGGGUCAUCCUGGGAGCCAUCUCUGUGUAUGAUCUUGUGGCUGUGUUGUGUCCUAAAGGGCCCUUGAGGAUGCUUGUAGAAACUGCUCAGGAAAGAAAUGAACCUAUAUUUCCUGCACUCAUAUAUUCAUCUGCCAUGGUAUGGACUGUUGGCAUGGCAAAAGUGGAUACACCAACAAAGGGAGCCCUCCCCAAGGACCAAGAGCAAGAUGAAGACUCAAGUGACACUUCUGGGGACCACUCUUACUCUGAAACCUACGACUCUCCGAGGUGCACCCCACUCCAUGUGCCUUCCUAUGCAGUGGAGGAGCUGGAAGAAGAGGAGGAAAGGGGAGUGAAGCUGGGCCUGGGAGACUUCAUUUUCUACAGUGUUCUUGUGGGCAAAGCAGCAGCCACGGCCAGUGGGGACUGGAACACCACACUAGCCUGCUUUGUCGCCAUUCUCAUCGGUCUGUGUUUGACACUCUUGCUGCUGGCCGUGUUCAAGAAGGCCUUGCCUGCCCUGCCCAUCUCCAUCACCUUCGGUCUCAUCUUCUACUUUUCCACUGACAACCUUGUGAGGCCUUUCAUGGAUACCCUGGCAUCCCACCAGUUGUACAUUUAGAACAAAGCUUAGCUGCUACUGUCUGGAAACUAGGAAAUUCCAAGUCUAUGAAGUCAUAUAGUUUUACGCAUUAGUGCCAUAUAUUUUUUAAAACUUUUUUUUAAAUAAGUUGACACACAGAAAAAGUAUUAUAUAGUUACUUUGUGAGAUUGAACAUCAGUGCAAUAGAUUAGAACAAGGUCCAGGAUCUGGGUUCAAGUCCUGGCACCACUAUUAUCUAGCCAUGUGACUUUGAGCCUCUGUUUCCUCAUCUGUAAAUUGAGGCAGUUGGACUAAACGAUCUCUAAGUCCCUUCUGAUUCACACAUGAUGUAGGUGUCUGUAAUUCAGCCAUUCAGCCUUUAUGGUCCUACGCUCCCUCUACUGGAAACUCAGGAGUUCACUUAAGUUAACUGAAAAAAGAGUUCACUAAAUGUGGCUGUAGUCAGAAGGGGAUGGAGAUUGACACCUGCUUAUAGACUCAGUGGAAUUUCAUGGAAGGGUGACAUAUUUGAAGUCCAUGAAUGUUCUCAGGAAACGAGAUCAAGGGACUGGCCUUACACACUCAGAUCAAGGAAGGCCCAUUUUUCAGGAAGGAGUGUUCACAAGGUUUUAUCAAUGAUGUUAUUUUUAUUACCUGUUGGAAAGGAAGUCCAAUUCUUGUAACAUUUCAGAUGACUAAAUGCUGGGAAGUGGCUUGUUGGCCAUUGUGACUUAAUACUAAUAAACUUUCUUAGAUUAA
Antechinus flavipes (yellow-footed antechinus) is the source of this 2219-nucleotide messenger RNA. RefSeq names its product presenilin 2 (gene PSEN2). Gene Ontology annotation, biological process: membrane protein ectodomain proteolysis; Notch receptor processing; negative regulation of apoptotic process. NCBI's taxonomy places the organism in Eukaryota, Metazoa, Chordata, Mammalia, Dasyuromorphia, Dasyuridae. The record is from RefSeq and is a predicted model, not a curated record. The coding region runs from base 129 to 1499 and encodes 456 amino acids. Gene Ontology annotation, molecular function: aspartic endopeptidase activity, intramembrane cleaving. The transcript is spliced from 11 exons. Gene Ontology annotation, cellular component: cell surface; nucleus; ciliary rootlet.